GCCCGCCGUGCGCAUGCGCGCGGGACGCGAAAGCAGACUUAAAAAGCAUCAAUAUGGCGGCCUGUUCAACGGCAGGUGUGAGAAGUGUCGGCCUGAACUCUGGAAUAGCCAUGAAGGACUGCUACUCGCAAAUUAAAGGAGGCGAGAAAAUAUGCAGCGGAGAUGCCAACUGCCCGUUCAUCAAUGGCAACGACUCCGGCCAGGGCGAGGAGCGAUGGCUACAGUCGCUUCGCCAGUUCCACAGCGGGCGGAAUCUCCAAAUGGUUCAUCUUUCGCCGUCAGUCACCGAAAAGGAUAUCAUUGAUUUCUUCCAACAAACCGGGACCCUGGUGAAGAAGGUAGAAAUAAACAGGAGGACGCACAUAGCGCGUAUGAAAGUGGACAGCUCGUACGAGUUCGACCCGCUGAUCCGGCCUUGGAACUUCCCGCGCACCCUUCUGGGCACGGACGCCAAGCUGAAGAUGGGCAGCAGCGACAGCUUCCUGUGCGUGACCAACCUGCCCACCAACUGGACGGUGAAGCAGUUCCAGGAGCUGUGCGAGAAGUUUGGGCCUGUGGUGCGCUGCUUCCUCAUCUACCAUCACGCCACGGACGAGAGCCUGGGCUUCGGCCUGGUCGAGUACUGCAGCCGCGCCGUCGCCUGCCAGGCCAAGAACCUGCUGCACAAGAAGCAGGUGGCCCAGGGGGAGAUCCACUGCGACUGGCUCGAGCACAACCUGGUGAACUACGCGGACCUGUAUCCGCGCUGCCUGUACGUGGGCAACCUGCCCACCACCUUCUGCGACAUCUAUGCCUUCAGGCAGCUCUUCACGACCGUGGCCAGCCCCACCUACUGCCAGCUGUCCAUCGUAAACGGCGUACCACAAGGCUUCGGCGUAGUGGAAUUCCGUCUGCACGAGGACGCUCGCAAGACCAAGGAGCUGCUCCACGGCCACUGCCUCAACGGCAACCGCCUCAACAUCCUCUUCACCUCCCCGGGCGUCAGCGCCUACAAGCUCUACAACCGCAUUAUCGAAGAACAGGCUAAGAAGCUGGAAAAGAACAAUGGUAUCAUUCAGACGCCUCAACUCUCGCCCGCUCUGCUUGCCCAAUUCUCGGUCGUGCAGAACUCAAAGGUGGCAAAGACGUUCCAGAAAGCCAUCAACCUCAAGGGCAAAGGGAAGAACGCGUCUCAAGUUUCGACGACUGCGGCGAGUAACCACGCACUCAUAGCACUUCAGAACUUCUUCAACCAGCAGAUUUGCACUCAACAGGCCUUGCCCCAUGCUGUGUUGAUGCAGGGCCAGAUGGCGCUUGGCCUGCCGGCGCCCCCGUCCGAGGCCGGCCAGUACGAGGGCCAGCAGCCCGGCUCGGCCGCCUCGAGCAGCAGCAGUGGCAGCGGGGAGGAGAAGGCCAAGCAGGCGGCGGAAGACGGCGGCUCACCCGAGGAGCGCCACAAGCGCAAGGGCGAGCCCGUCUACCAGCCCCAGUGUCCACUUAAUUAUUCCACCAUGGAUAAUUCUAGUAAGCACCCCAGCUGGGCCUUCGAGGCGGGCGCCUGCCAGCAGCAGCAGCGCCAGGGAACAUACCCGCCCCAGCCGCAGCAGCAGCAGCAGCAACAGCAGCAGCAGGUCGAGGCAAACAACGAAGCCAUCAACAUGUCGAGUGAGAGCCGCGACCAGCAGAGCCCCCCGGGGGCAUCUUGCAGCUGGCAGUCGGCGUGGGCGGCGGGAGGACAGCAGUCUCAGGAGCAGUCGGGGCAACCCAUCAUGCAGCAGGGGUCCUCCUAUGACAAGCAGGAAUCCGACAUGUCCCCAUCAGACCGUAAGCGCAAGGUGCACCAGCUGAUGCCAUCACCCGAGCCAUCGCCCGAGCACGGCUACAUCGGCCAGCAUUCGCAGGCACUCGGCGGGCACUAUGCCGACUCGUACUUCCGCUACAAGAAGAUGAAGGUGGGCACUUAAGGCCCGCCCACCUCCCCCCCUCAAGCCCCGCACCUCCUUUCUCUCGCCCCCUCCAACAACAAAAACAACGCCACCGGCCUCGGCGCGACCGAGUGCACUCCAUGGCAGCUCAGCUGAGGAAUUCCACUUCGACCAGGAGAAGACUAGCGAAAUCUGAGCAACCCGCAAGUUUGUUUCGGUUCCGCAUCACUUCAGUUCUUUUCUUCGCUUCCACCAAACAUUGGUCCGAUUUGCCUCGCAAGAGAAGCGAAAAAAUGAAGCGCGUUUAAUCCGGGGCUGUUCCCGCGAGGGAACUUCAAUAUCCUCUGUGUCGUAGAGACCGUACCACUCUGUUCACUUCUGCCUCGGUUGUUCGUCGACGGUAAUGCAUCGACCGCACGUUAAGGCUUGCCACAUCGCGGCCAUGCUGUUCGUUUCUCUCCCGCCUCUCGUUAGUGUUCCUGCCCGUACUUGCGUUUCGCUUUUAAACGUUAGGCUUAAACUCGUUGACGUCCGACCAUCUUCCGGUAUUUGACGCGCGCCGCAAGCGUGCCUCCGGUGUUUCUCGGCAGUGCGUGUUGGAGGGGGACUGGGUUCGUAGCAGGGCAAGUCGCGGUCCUAGCGGGUCUUGUGGUGGCGGGUAGGUCACCGGGAGGGGUGCGACGCACCGCUGUGCGAUUUGUCGUCGUCUUGCGACGACAGAACAAAGACGAAAAACGACGACGCUCUUCCGCCUCCGGCUACCCCACCCUACCCCCACCCUCAUUCUGCGGCUCCGCAGGCAACUCCCCCUCUUGAUCAAGCCGGAAGGAACUUUAUAUAUAUUUAUAUACAGACUUCACCAAGAAACAAACAAAAAAAAAGGACGUACGCAGAGAGGCCCACGUGCCUCCACGCCGUGAUCGGCGCCAUCGCGGUCGUCGCGAAGCGUUUUUUGCGUCGGUAAACUUGUGACGUGACCUGAGGAGCGACGAGACGUUGAUGACGGGCAGAUGCGCUUCCACCUGCCGAGCAGCUUUUUGCUGCCUCGUAGCAGUGAUAUUCCCCCGCUUUUCGCAAAGAAAGCAACGGGAGGGUAAGCGUGCCCUGUUGCCUAGCUUUUCCUGGCGUUCGUUGGGUUGAGGUUUUGGGGGCUCCGGUCUCUCUUGCCCCCAGAUAAGUCCCUCUCCCCCGUCGCCCUUUCCACGUCGCGUGGCUCUCUCGCUCCUAUUUAGCCUACUCAGUGAAGCCCCGUCUCUGUCCCCACGGUGUGUAGUGGCGAGCGCGUCACAACUUUGUGCGAGCGCCAUAGAUGUUUCUAUUCGUUUCCCUUUGCCCAGGGGAGAGGGAGCUUGAUUUAAAUGUUUAGAGAAAAAAAAGAAAGAGAUCGGCGAAGGUGGGACGAAGCGUGCAAGAUGCACCGGCACGAGAGAACCUUGAGGAGAUUCUCCUUUUUCUGCAAACUAGCCAUCAAAGUGUUUUUUCUCGCACGGAGAACAGGAGCGGCGACAGCGUUGGACGAACCUAUGCAGACGACACUUCCAGAGGCAGUCCUGCCGUUUUUCACACGUCUUCUCUCCCGCUCUCUCUCGCUUCUUUACUUUCACAGUUCGGCACCGUCUCGGUUUCCAAAAGCGCGUCACAUCGCCGAGGUACCGGGCGAAGACUGACCCGCUAGCAUGCACGCAAUCUUUCGUUUCUCGCAUUCAGAGGAAACACCGGCGAGAGAGAGGCGCAUAUUUUGGAUUUUCGGGUGAGGUUGCGUUGCAAAAAACCUCUCCUCUCUUUUUUUCCCGCAGACGCGGCGGACCCUCCCCCCACCUGCUUUUCUGGAAUUUUAUGCACUGCCUUUUGCAGAAAACACCCCCGAUUUUUGUAGCACCCUCGCGACCUGUAAUGAAGGAGAAAUCGGCAGAGGCUGCUCUCUCUAUUUUCUUUCCGUCUCACGCGCACCUGACGAUUUUUAGUUGUUUUUUUUUUCCCCUCGUACAAGAGCUGUAACAUGCUAUUUUCCAUUAGAGGGGCUGUUCCUCUCAAAACUAAGAGCAGUUUGCGAAGCAAAAGAUAAAAAGAAAUGAAGAAAGGCCAAGAAGCCAGGCCCAUUGCAGCGUAUUUUGUCGGUGUUGUUGUUACCGUAGUUGUCCUUUGACCAUCGUCGUUGUUUGCACUUUUUUUUUUUUGUUGUGUGACAUUGUAGAUGCUCUUGGAUGGCUGUUGCGUCUUUGUUUCUUUGCUGUCCUUGCAAUUUCUGGGGGUAAGUGCACGAAAUUGCGCCCCUCUGUUCAUAAGCAGCAUCUAUUCUUUCUCGCUCUCUCCCCUCUUUUCGUCAUGUUCAUAGAUAUUCUCUGUACUUCUCGUUUGUGCGUUUACUUUAUCUUCUUCGUUAGUUUCGAGUUUUUUUGUUGAGGCACGUACAAAAAAGGGGUGACGACAGUGGUUCUGUUGCCGGCAAGUUAGCACGGCAGUGACGGUGGUUCCUUUAUUUUCGUGUUUUUACGGUUUUGCUUGUUUGUGCGUGUGUCGUUUUUGCGUCGUUUUUUGCCGCUGUGAUGAGUUUACCGUGUGUGUGAGUGCGUGUGUUGUAUGCAUACGCAGAGGCUCUGGUCACUACUCCGCUGUUGUUUGUAAUGGAGCCCUGUGUGUGUGUGUGUGUGUGCGUGUGUUUGUGCAUGUAGGAAGUAGCAGCCAGCCCGACUGGAAAAAGGUGCACGAUGUAAGACACAGGAUACCUCGCAUUGUGUCCGUUGUUCUGGGUUUUCACACCCAGCCUCGACCCUAACAUUAUUAGCUCUACGUUUUAUUUUUCUUUGAACUCGUUGUAUUGCUGACUCUUCCAGUGUGCGUAGCAUAGACCAAAAUCAAAUCUCUUUAUCUGUUUUUCUUCCGCCGUGCUUCCUUUUUAUAGUUCUUUUUUCGUUAAGUCUAGUAUGCAUUAUAAGCACUUCCUUACAUGAUCAUGGUCAGUCAUUAGGAGUGGCAGUGCGCUUUUAAAGCAUUUUACGCACCCCACCCAUUACUUUGUGGUGCCCUAGUGACGAAUGAAGCCUGGUGAAUUUAUUGCAGCGUGUUUUAUCGUGUUCACAUUCAUGUCCAGUGUAUUCCUUGUUGUCGAAGUAUGAAAAAGCAGCUUUGGUAUUGCAUGCCCUUGCUUUUUUUUUUUUUUUUAGUUCCAUUUUGUGUGGGCUGUCAUUAGCAUUUUCACCGCAGCAAUGCUCCUCACUUCCCGUUUCAUCGUUUUUUUUUUUUGCUGUGUCUCUGUGUUACACAUAGGCAUUGCACGCAUUUAACCUGUAGCUCCGCUGCUUUGGUUACCGUACUGUACAUAAUCCAUUUGCGCGCCUCUACCGCGGUGCGCCGUUCGACGCGAACAGGCGACCGACGGGGACGUGUCGCAUCAUCGAGACGCGCUUUUUAGCGACGCCCCAUGUAACCUACGUUUCCUGCCUCGUCGCCGACACGGCCCAAGUAUUCCGCGUCCGGAAGUAGGCAGCCCGCAGCAGUGUAGCAGCUGGCAUAGCUCGUUUCACAAUAACGGUUAGCACUGUAUAUCUCUCUCGCUUUCUCUCGGCUCUUGUCUAGUAGCAGCACGCUUGUGGCUUUUGGCGGGUGAAACCCCUUCGUCCCCUGCAAAACCCCCUCCCAUUUCCCCUCGUGGUGUACAUUUACGCUUUUUGCUUUGUAUGCGCAGUAUGUACUACUCUCCCCGCCCGACUACCCGUACUAACUAUUCAAACGCUUGGUCCAAUCAGGGUUUUUUUAGUAGUGCCAUACAUGUGUAAGGUCGCACUCUACCAAGUAUCGAGUUGCAAGCAAAGUUAUUCGUAAGCGCAGACGCAUGUUGGUUGGUGUUUUCACGCCGUCGCUAACGUAUUUUACCGUGCUGUUGUUCCUUUCUGUGGCUCUCUAGAUUAACUUUAUUUUUCCCGGUGCUCUCUUGUAACACGCGGCGUUGGAGCGCUGCGGCGGGCAUCGGAUCUACGAAACGAGUAUGCAUACUGCUUGAGUAACAAAAUAUUCUUCCAGAGGUGUGUUUAUCGUUUUCUUCGCAUCUUUCCGACCUUUUCUCGCCGCCGCUAGUCGUGUUUACGCCUCCCCUUCCUCUGCUGUGUGCAACGUAUACUCAUUUGUAUCCAUUCAAUGUAUAUAAUUAUCAGUCAAUGUUACGUUUCAAGGAAAUAAACAGUCCAGUACUCCCAA
This is a messenger RNA of Rhipicephalus sanguineus (brown dog tick), 6098 nucleotides long. RefSeq names its product ribonucleoprotein PTB-binding 1. The transcript has 9 exons. The record is from RefSeq and is a predicted model, not a curated record. Gene Ontology annotation, molecular function: RNA binding. The coding region runs from base 54 to 1943 and encodes 629 amino acids. Lineage: Eukaryota; Metazoa; Arthropoda; Arachnida; Ixodida; Ixodidae.